Dacryopinax primogenitus is the source of this 954-nucleotide messenger RNA. Its product is annotated as NADP-binding protein. NCBI's taxonomy places the organism in Eukaryota, Fungi, Basidiomycota, Dacrymycetes, Dacrymycetales, Dacrymycetaceae. The coding region runs from base 1 to 954 and encodes 317 amino acids. The record is from RefSeq and is a predicted model, not a curated record. The transcript has 8 exons.
AUGGGUCAAUUCUUUUCAAAUUUCUACCCUCCCAAGACGAAUUGGCUCCCAGACCAAAUACCGGACCAGACGGGAAAGGUCGCUAUCGUUACCGGUGGGAAUACUGGUAUUGGCUUUGCAACAUGUCGUCAUCUGCUCGAACACAAUACCCGCGUCUACCUCGCUGCACGCUCUCCCGCCAAAGCAGAGGAAGCGAUUCAGCACUUGAAAGACCUCACAAAGAAGGAAGACAUACAUUUCCUGCAGCUUGAUCUUGCCGAUCUACCCACUGUGAAGAAGGCGGUAGAUGAAUUCAGGACGAAGGAAAAGAGGCUCGAUAUGUUGUUCAACUCCGGAGGGGUGAUGCUCCCUCCUAAAUCGAUGUUGACUGCGCAAGGGUAUGACCUGCAAUUCGGCACCAACACUCUCGGACAUGGAGUGUUCACCUUCUUCCUUCUUCCGGUCCUGCUAGAGACCGCCAAGGAGACGGGCGACGUUCGAGUCGUGAACACCAGCUCGGUCGCACAUGAUUUCGCCCCGAAAGGAGGGAUUGUCUGGGAUCAGGUUAAGGAUGGACCAGCGAGGGAAAAGGCGUGGAACUAUUGGGAGGCAUAUGCAUCGUCUAAGUUCGGCAACGUCCUCUUUUCCAAAGAUGGAAAAGAGCUUGUCAGACGCUACGCCGAUGAGGGGAUCGUCAGCAUCUCCCUGAACCCGGGUGCAAUCCGUACGGACCUCCAAAGGUAUCUGAAGAGCAAGCCUGUACAGGCCUGGAUUAUGGACAAGUUGCUAUAUCCUCUGGAGCCUUAUGGGCCAUUGACCCAACUGUACGCAGGCACAGCACCAGAAGCGAAGUCCUUGAGCGGAAAGUAUCUCAUCCCCUGGGCGAGAGUGGGCGUCGAAGGACCAGACACAGGCGAUGUAGAGCAAGCGAAGAAGCUUUGGGCGCUUAUCGAGGAAGAAGCUGGGAAGCUGUAG